AUGGACGGCUCGAGAAUGGAAGAUCCUCCUUUUUUGAAUAUUAAGAAAAACACAAACAGCCCAAUAACGUCCACUUAUGACUGCUGUAUAGAAAUGGAGGAUCCGGUUUAUGGCGAUACAUCAGAUGCUCAUCCGCAGGGUCGUUUACCUGCAAAAAACCAAGCUCCUCAACAGGUUUCCUUAAGACUAUGUAUUUUGUAAAAUAAAUGUAAACUAUUUUUGAUGUUGCUCAUUUGUGGUUUAAAUGAUAAAUGUAAAUGCUCUCUUCUUCCCUUUUAAGGAUGUAGUGGUGGAUGGAGUUCGCAUAAUGUACACGAGAGGUCGUUUUGCCACAAAUCAUUUGGACGAACUGACGAAAACCAACGAAAAUCGUUUUACUCUGCCGCGAAACACUGUAAAUCUCAGGAUGGCAGUUUAACGAGUGUCUUAAAUGAAGAAGAACAGUAUGUUUUUGCUAGGAUCAAAUGGCAGUGA
Porites lobata is the source of this 474-nucleotide messenger RNA. The record is from the annotation of a GenBank genome assembly. Lineage: Eukaryota; Metazoa; Cnidaria; Anthozoa; Scleractinia; Poritidae.